This is a messenger RNA of Ciona intestinalis (vase tunicate), 796 nucleotides long. RefSeq names its product small ribosomal subunit protein mS25-like. The record is from RefSeq and is a predicted model, not a curated record. NCBI's taxonomy places the organism in Eukaryota, Metazoa, Chordata, Ascidiacea, Phlebobranchia, Cionidae. Gene Ontology annotation, molecular function: structural constituent of ribosome. Gene Ontology annotation, cellular component: mitochondrion.
UAGUGCACUUUGUUAAAAGUUUUCUAGAUUUAAAAAUAAUACAAAAUGGUUUUGUUAUCUGCGCGACUAUUACGGAUUCAACAAUUUAAGAAGCUUAUAGCUGACAAUCAGAAUGCUAUGAAAGGUCUUAUGAGUGGCAAACACCCGAUUAUAAAAACGAAACAAUACCUUGAUCAAGGAAUCGUAUUAAGAGACGGCGUGAAAAUCAUGACAAUGCAUUACGGAAAUUAUGAAAGCAAUUAUGAAUCGCAUAGCGGGAUUCGGAAAGUAGUUGAGCUGAACUUGUCUCAGUUUCAACACAAGAAUCCUGACGUUCAGAUUCUAGUCAUUAAAGAUCUCACGCCAUCUCCGUUCUUUACAUUUUUUCUUGAAAAUGGUGAGAGGUUUUACAUAGAUGUGGAAGGGAAGAAUCAAGUUGAAAUUCUAUCUCAAAUUCAAAAAGUCAUCGGCAAACCAAAGGAAUUAAUAGAAAAAGAAUCAAUCGCUGCUGAAGCAAACCCUGCUAACUUUGGUCCUGAGUUUAACAGGAAAUGCAUAUGUGAGGUUCAGGGACAAUUGCCGUGCUCAUUUGUAGAUGAUGUGUGGCCUAUAUUGGAGAGAAAGGAACUUAAGAAAAAUAUUAAUCUUAAUCCUAAAAAAUAUGUCUUUGGGAUGGAGGAUGAAGACACUUAAAAGAACUUUGAAUAAAUUUUUAUUUUGUUUGAUCAUAUUAACUUCUAGUCAAAAGGCUCUAAAACUGAUGUUUUAAGACAUGUGCCCAAUGAGGUCUUGAAAUAUCUAUAAAACGGCAUAUUUU